Messenger RNA from Loxodonta africana (African savanna elephant), 2661 nucleotides. It is a transcript of the gene PHAF1, whose product is annotated as phagosome assembly factor 1. The transcript is spliced from 16 exons. Gene Ontology annotation, biological process: Golgi to plasma membrane protein transport. Lineage: Eukaryota; Metazoa; Chordata; Mammalia; Proboscidea; Elephantidae. Gene Ontology annotation, cellular component: dendrite; synaptic vesicle membrane; trans-Golgi network. Bases 45 to 1313 code for a protein of 422 amino acids. The record is from RefSeq and is a predicted model, not a curated record.
UACGUUGCCGCAGGGAGGCCGCCCCGGCCCGGCUAGCCGAGCCAAUGCUGGAUCUGGAGGUGGUACCUGAACGUUCUCUCGGGAACGAGCAAUGGGAAUUCACGCUGGGAAUGCCUCUGGCUCAGGCAGUAGCCAUUCUUCAGAAGCACUGUCGCAUCAUCAAAAAUGUUCAGGUCCUCUACAGUGAGCAGUCUCCUCUCAGCCAUGACCUCAUCCUUAACCUGACUCAGGACGGGAUCAAACUACUGUUUGACGCUUUCAAUCAGAGACUUAAGGUGAUCGAAGUAUAUGACUUGACUAAAGUAAAGUUAAAAUAUUGUGGAGUGCAUUUUAACUCUCAGGCCAUAGCGCCCACCAUUGAGCAGAUUGACCAGUCUUUUGGCGCAACCCAUCCAGGAGUGUACAACUCUGCUGAGCAGCUCUUCCACCUCAACUUCAGAGGACUGUCUUUCUCUUUUCAGUUAGACUCAUGGACCGAGGCUCCCAAGUACGAGCCCAAUUUUGCCCAUGGCCUAGCUUCUCUUCAGAUUCCCCACGGAGCGACUGUGAAACGAAUGUACAUCUAUAGUGGAAACAGCCUGCAGGAUACCAAGGCUCCUGUGAUGCCCCUGAGCUGUUUCCUGGGCAAUGUGUAUGCUGAGAGUGUAGAUGUUCUUCGAGAUGGAACUGGACCCUCAGGUUUACGACUUCGCCUCCUUGCCGCAGGUUGUGGACCUAGCCUCUUGGCAGAUGCCAAGAUGCGAGUAUUUGAACGUUCAGUGUAUUUUGGUGAUUCCUGCCAAGAUGUUCUCAGCAUGCUUGGCUCUCCACACAAGGUCUUCUAUAAGUCAGAAGACAAGAUGAAAAUUCAUUCUCCUUCCCCUCAUAAGCAAGUUCCAUCCAAGUGCAAUGACUACUUUUUUAACUACUUUACUCUCGGGGUGGACAUCCUCUUUGAUGCGAAUACACACAAAGUGAAGAAGUUUGUCUUACAUACCAAUUACCCUGGGCAUUAUAAUUUUAACAUUUACCACCGCUGUGAGUUCAAAAUCCCACUAGCCAUAAAGAAAGAAAACGCAGAUGGUCAGACAGAAACAUGCACGACCUAUAGCAAGUGGGACAACAUCCAGGAGCUCCUGGGCCACCCUGUGGAGAAGCCUGUGGUCCUGCACAGGUCAUCCUCCCCAAACAACACCAACCCCUUUGGCUCCACGUUCUGCUUUGGUCUUCAGCGGAUGAUCUUUGAGGUCAUGCAGAACAACCACAUUGCCUCAGUGACCCUCUAUGGCCCCCCCAGGCCUGGUGCCCACCUGAGAACAGCAGAGCUUUCCUAGGGACACCACCACACAUGCUGCUGCCCCGUGGAACUGUACACCAUAUCCUACACAGUGGCCACGAGUGCCACCCUGUGGGAUUUCUUGGACACCUGGCCAGUGUUGAAGGGCUGUUGUGAUGUUCUGAGGGGGGGCUUGGCCAUGGUGCUCUGCAGCGGGAGGAGGGUCCAGAUUAUUCCUCUGUCCAUCCUCAGCCUAUGGGCACCAACCAGCAGAGGACACGGACUGCCAAGAGAAGCACAAACUCUGAGCCCUGAUACCUGGACCCAGGAGCUCUCGACCAACACACGAGGAGGCAGGGUUCUGUCAACCCUGUCCCACACACAUUGGGAAAACUUGGGCUCUUUCUGUGGCUGAGGACACAGACAUCCUGGACGAAGAUAAGGAGUCUUGCCUUUCGCCACACCUUGCCACGUGACCCUUACAGCAAGCAGGUAGCAUGUCCGUAGUACUUGGUUGUGACAUUUGCACUACAUCCACUUCAGUUACUUGGUGAGCUGGCUGUGGCCCAUCUGGCCCGCCUGCCCUUCCCUGUUCUUUUCUUGCACGAGCUCCCUGCCAGGCCCAGUAGGUACCCCCAAAUGGUUGAAACACAGCCUCCAGGAACAUGCCCAGGCUGGGUCUCCUCCCCUCUCGGAGCCAGCCUUCAGAGUCACCUUUGCCCCUGGUCUGCCCCAACCUGGCUGACAGGGCUGUAUGUUUCCAUUCUGUUUGCCUCUUUUAUUUGAUGCCAAAGUUUUAGCCAAAGACAUCUUCCUUCCUUUGGUGUGUUUCAGCAUUCUUUUCUGCACUGUGGGCUGGCUCCCUGCUGCUGCCUUGGGCAGUGUCCCCUGGCCAGGCCUCUGGGGGCUCAAGGAGGGUCUGUUCGGUCUCUUCAUGGGUCUUGCUAAGGAAAGUAGCAUAUGUGCUUUAAAAAUAUUAACCUUUUGAAAAGAAUUGAGGAGAGAAAUAGAUAAUUUUAUCCCAUUUUUAAUAUUUUGGUCUAGCAACUUGUGAUACAUAGAUGACAAUUUUGUGAGUUUUUCAAGUGUGUGUACAGAUUUUUGUAAAUAUGAUUCUUUUGUAAUUAACUCAUGUACAGCCUCAUCCUGUAUAGUCUAGUGAUGAAUGCGCAGGGGACCUGCCCCAGGCUUCUGUGGUUCCUGGGCCAACAGCCCAGGGCUGUUGUGGCACUCCCAUGACUUUAUGACUUGACUGUGGUGUCUUCCCAUGUGGACCGUGGCCUGGCCAGAGACUCCCACACAUCCCAUCAGGGGCAGCCAGGACUGUUCCAUCCACCUUCCUCAUCUCUAUCCUUACCCGCCCCAAUAAAGCACCUAUGCCCUGAGCAACUGCCCACCAUGUGCUG